Molecule: messenger RNA, 4534 nt
Organism: Biomphalaria glabrata
Lineage: Eukaryota; Metazoa; Mollusca; Gastropoda; Planorbidae
Exons: 3
Coding region: 943-1992 (349 amino acids)
Source: RefSeq, a predicted model, not a curated record
AACACGCCUAUAAAUAAGUUAAAUAUACUAUGUCGCUCUUUGUUAUAGAUAAGUAUAUAUAGAAUGUAAUAGGUGAGAAUUGUUCCUUAUAUAAACGUUCAAGGUUUAAGUAUAUGAGAUAAAUGAGACACACCUUGAGGUGCAGAAAUAAAUGUAAGUUCUAAACAAAACACUUACAUGCAGCAAGAGAAAUGUGUCGAAAUGUAGAGUACAUAUAUACUUAAUUUGACAAAAACAAAGAGAAUAUAAAGGACUAAGUUCAAAGGCCAGGUAAUGUCCUCUGAAAAAGAAAAGAGUUUUCCAGUCAUUUUCAGUGCUCUUGAAGACUUAGAAGAUUGCGACAUUGAGAAAGAAAAAUGCACUCAACUUUGUAAAGAUGUGCUCGACGCAUUUUACUCUGCUUGUGAGGCUAAAGCAAAGUUUACCAAGGAGGAAAUUGAACAAAUAGGUUCUGGCUUAGACAAAAACAUUAACAAAAUACUGUCCGUACUCUUACAUUUUGGCUAUUUUUUUGAACCGAAAGAAGGACCUAGAGCUUUAAAAUAUCGAUCCGCUUUGCAGUUUAUUUUAGACAAAUUUAGAAACAUAAAAAUAAUCGAUUCUUCAAACAGUCAAAAUACUAAUUUAGGCGAAGAAAUAAAUGAAAGUGACGCCCUGAAGGUUUUAGACAAAGCAAUACUUCGCUGGAAAAAAAAUAUUACUGUUGGACUUGACAUAGAAGGUUUUUCUGUGGAAAGCCUUUAUAAGCCAGAUGACAUACCAAAACAUCACACUUGGUGGAUUCCUAAAGAAUCAGAAUAGUUUUUCUUAAGUCCAAUCAGGCUUAAUUUUUUAAUUCACUCGUUAAUUUUUUUAUAUAUCUUUUUACUUUACUUUACAUCCCAUCAUUUUAACUGUUUAUAUUUUGCAGAUAUUUAUUUACACAUUUCAGUGUUAUUUAACAUGACAGAUAGAGUAGCAUCUUUACAUAAGUAUAAUGAAUGUGAAUUUAAUGCUCUUUUAAGCGUUCUAAAACUUACGAAAACAGAAAAAGAAGCAGAAGACUGGGUUCGACAGAACGAUACAACAAGAAAUGUUAGAGAUAUUUUCAGCCACAUUCAUUGCCUUUAUGAAAUUAAUGGUAUCUUAAAAAUUCAUCCUAUUGCUUUUGCUCAACUGAGCAAAGAAGACAAAGAUGAAAUUAUGGAUAAGACUGAACUCCUUAGGAGUGAACGCUUAACAUUCAAUGACCUUUACAAUCUUGUUAAUUCAUAUGUUAAGUUUAAAUCAAUUUUGAAAACUUUUGAUCUUCAGCAUGAUAGAGAGAUCGUUGAAAAAGAAAUCACACUUUCAAAAUUAUUCACACCCGAUUCUUUACGAGAUGUUAAAAUUAAUGGUAAACCUAUUUUUGCUAAUAUAAAACCUUUUGAGAUUAAACGUAUGUAUGAUGUUUUUUGGAAAAAUUCUAGAAUGAGAAAAUAUAUUCCAAUAGCUAAGAUUUUCGCAGAAUUAAAACAAGUUGAUAACAUCUCGGAUUUUUUUGCAUGCGGGGAGUACAUAUAUUACGAGUUAGUUAAAAUGAUAGACAGAGAAACUAGAUCUUCAAAACGAAAAGCAGAGAUAAAGAGGAAAGAACCAGAAAUACUAGAAACAUUUAUGCAAGAUGAAACUGUAAGAAAUGACUACAUCAAACGCUAUACAGACAUAGUCAAUAAAUUCAAAGUGUUAAUGAUAACUGAGGGAUUGCAUUUCUCAAGUCCUAUGACAGCUGCGACUCAUUUUACAAAGCAUUGGGGCAAAGUAAGUCCUUCUGAAAUUGUCCUUGGAGAAGAACCAGAAGAAGCGUAUCUAAGAUUAGCAAGAGAGCAUCUAACCUUAUCUCAACCGAUAAUUAAUUGGACUCAAGAUGGAAGCUCACUAAAACACAUAUAUGAAAAUACAGGUAGAAUAGCUGUUGUUAUUCAAGAUGCAUGGACGACCAGACACAUUUUGGCUACAUACUAUAAAAUAUAAACUAGCGUUUGCUUUUCUUUACUUUACUUAGAUCUAGGCAAACAAUCAAUUUCCAAAGUAAAUUAAGAAAUUGGCUUAGCGUUGAGAAUUUGGAAUCGUGUCUAAAAUAACAUAAAAGAAAUUGCGACUCAUUUUUAUUUUCCAAGGAAAUUUAAAACCAUUUUUCACAUAGGUGGAGUGUUUGAAGUUGUUUUUUUUUAAUUUCCCUAUUUUAAAAUAAAUAUUAUCUUUAAAUAAGUAUGAUACAAAGCUUUAUUAAUAUACUAGAAGUUGAACUAAGACAUAUAUAGCAAAUGUAAAAAUCGAGAAAGUACUUUUAAUCAUAACUAUUUUCAAAAAUAUCUCAACUAAAGCAAGAGUAAGUUUAAAAAAAAUCUUUUGAAUCAACCUCAAUGUUGAAGUUUUUUUGUCCUUUACAAAGAAGAAAAUACAGGUAGAAUAGCUAUAGUUUUUCAAGAUGGAAUAACAAGCAAAAAAAAAAUAUUGCUUCUUUUUAUAAAAAAAUAACAUUACUAAAGUAAGAAAAUGAGUACUUCGACCUCGCUUGGCAAUUUCACAUUGCUAUUGCAAUGUUAAUUAGCUGUUUAGACUAGAUGGUUUCUUAUUUUCACUAUUUAAUAGAAAAAAUAGCACUAUUUCUAUUCAAAUGUUUUGUGAGUAAAUUUAUAAAAAAAUUUUCACACUAUCUCUAAUUUUUUAGCUUUGAUCUUUGGUUGAAAACCAUUUCCAAGUAUCUGUACAAAACUUUUAACAAAUCACUCACUAAAACGUAGAUAAAUUUAUAUAUAUAUAUAUAUAUAACAGAUUGCUCCGGAUUUUCAAUUAAAAAAAUAUUAAUGCUAAAUUUUCUCUGCUGACUUAUAAUAAGUUUCUUGCAAAAACACCUACAAUUUCAAUAUCAAUUAUAGGUUGUCGUGGUUUUUUUUUUAGAAAAAAAAGCAAAUUUUUGCAAAAUGAUUUUUAGAAUCCGCUCUUCGAAAUCAUAUUACACAUAUAUUAAAUUGUAUUAAUCGAUAAGAAUUUUUUAGGAUUUUUUUUUUGAAAAUGAAAUGAGCACAAAAUAACUGUUGCAUAUUGCUUUUCUAACUUACAUUACAUUAAUUUGUUAUGUUUAAUGUCUGGACAAUUUUUUUUAAAGUUUCUCUCAAUUCUAAGAAAACAUAUUAACGCUAAAGGGUUGUAAAGAAUAUUUUUCUGACUUAUAUUACAUUUAAAUUUCUUGCCAAAACAUUGCAAAUGUCUACAAAUUGGAAGAGUAGUCUAGAGACUAAGUAUGCUUGAACUUGGCUUGGCUACUUAUGAAGGGGGCUCGAUAUUGGACACCCGAUUCGAGCUGAGUUUUUUUUUACUGAGUGCCUAAAGGCAGCACGGAAAACCUUCUCUUAGAUACCCCAUUGGUCCACAAAUGAGAUUGGACUAUAGCGCUCUGAGCAUGCUAUAAGCAUGAAAGUUGCGCCAUAUAAAAGAUAUAUAUAUAUAUAUAUAUAUGUAUAUAUAUAUAUAUAUAUAUAUAUAUAUAUAUAUAUAUAUAUUAUGGAUAAUAGGGUGCUCCGAAUUAAAAAAGAAUUAUAAGCAAAUUAACUUUAAAUAAUGUUUCAAAAUUUAUUUUUAUAACAUAUGAUAUAGUUGCCAAAACAAAGCAAAGCUAUCAUUGUGAAUAUUAGAUUUAUUCCGAUAUUUAUGAAAAGCAAAUUAUCGCCAAAUUACUGUUUUAUUCAUUUCUAUAGUGCAGCAUGUGUCCAUUGUUCCAUAAAGUAAUAUAAAUCCUAACUAGUUAUUCUUACAAAUUAUCCUUAAGAUGGUAUAUUAUUUUUUAAACACUUGACCUAAAUGAAACAAAAAAAAAACCGACAAGCGCAACUUUCAGUUUCCAUAGACUAUUUUAUCAAAACAAAUCAGAAGCCGGUUCAGAAGCCAAGCGCUUUACUGCUCAGCCACCACGCCUCCAAUUUAUUUACACUGAUUGUUUUUUUAAUGGGAUUAUUACAAUCGACAUGUUUCAUUAGAAUGAGAAUACUCAGUCACCAUUUCCUGUACCAUUUUUAUAAUAUAUAUAUAUAUAUAAUUCUUUAAAUACAAAUACCACAGUGUAUGUUUAUUCUUAAUCAGUAUUUCUUGUAAUUAUCUGUAUCAUCCAUUUUUUAAUACAUAGUUAAUAGUAUAUAAUGCACUAAUUGUCGUCAUUCUUACUCAAAACUAUUACGUUCUUUUUGUGGAGCAUAUCCACAUUUGACCUCAUUUCCUCCUGUUUUCCUUGUGGGAUAUAGGUCACUACCAACUUUGUCCAGUCAUUCCAGCUAAUGGGCGAAUCUCUCCAACGUAUUAAGGACUCGCUACCCAUUCUCCCUCCACUCUUCUUCAAAUACAUCAACAUUUUUUAUAUUAACGAUUUGAUUUUUUACUAUUAAAUUUUUAUUACACUUUAUAUUUUACUAUAUAUUUAUUUCUUUUUUUUAAAUCAUACAAAUAAUGUUUAUUAUAUUUUUUUAUGAUAUUUAGAAUAUUUCAAAUUUGUAUCGUAUUAAACAAUUUUAUUAAAUAA